GCAACAAAGCUGAAGACAGACAAUGGAGUUUACAUGCGAGAUGACCAAGCUUGCCUACAGACUGGCUUAGAUGGCCUUCUGCUAGGAUCUGUCACUCAAAGAACCAGCUCUCCUUUGAUUGGUCAGUGCCAAGGUGAGAUGUUGAUGCAGGCUGAGGAGGCCCCUCCCCCAAUAAUAUCCCGUCGGAUUUCCACAUCUCAGACUUUGGACAAACCACUUGGGUUGGAUCAAGCUAUUCUCUACAGCAUUGAUUGUUGUGCUUCCGAUGAAACAAAGAAGAAGAUGUACAGCUGUAUCCUUGUAGUAGGAGGAGGAGUGGCUUUGUUUCAAGGAGCAGCUGAGAUGCUGCAACAGAGAAUCCAAACCAAGAUGCCUCCUUCAUUCAGGAGAGCCGUGGAUAGAGUGGAGGUCAUAUGCAAAUCAAAGGAACAAGAUCCGCGGGUGACUUGUUGGAAAGGAGGGGCUGUACUGAGUUAUCUUGACACCACUCAAGAAUUAUGGAUUAGCAGGACUGAAUGGGAGCGCGAAGGACUCAAGCUUUUAAGAGAACGGUCACCGUUUGUUUGGUGAUAGACAAUUGGACACAAUCGCAGAUGCUAUUGACAAGUAUAUGGAAGAGAGGCAAAGUUUGCAUUUAGCUUCAUUGAAUUGAAGUGGAGAACAUUGGAAGAAAGAAAGGAUGCUGAUUAGAUCAUUCAUAUGAUGCAUUCAGAGCUGAUAAAAUAAUCAGCCAGGCAGGAGAUUGUAAGAUUGCCAGGCAUGUGUACACUACAUGUAAGUAUUGGUGGAGAUAAGACCAAAUGUUUUGGGGUAAGCAGGAGCCUGUAAUGAUGCAGUCUUAUAUCUGACGUGAGAGACUUAGCUUGCUGCAAUGCUUACUUAAAUAUCUCUGAAUGAAAGCCAAUGUUUGAGAGCAUUGAAAUGAGACAUCCAAUGAAAAGUGUUUCAAGUGGAAGCCCAGCCUGAUGACAAGAUUAUUCUGGUAAAAACACAAAAACGAAAGACCAUAGUGCUAACAGUUUGAUUAAAUCUUUCCAUAGAUACCGGUAACAAAAUAAGGAUUUUGUUAAAGCUUGCCCUUAUUUGUCCAAUUGUGAUCAUUUUUUCUUUACAAAUGUCUUAUUAAAGUUAUUAAGGUUUGAGCCAUGUUGCAGGUCACAUUAUUGGAUUGUAAUAUAAAGUGAUUGACUUUAACCCUAAAUAGACUGGGCUAUUUCAAUGCCUAAGAAGACUUGGGGGGGGGGGGGGGGCUGAUUCAGCCCCCCGUAUGAUCUCGGCCGUUGAUCACUCGAUCGCGACGAAAAUUGGCACACGCGUUACCUAUGGCAUAAUCUACAAAACUCUAAGAUCAAAUUCUGUGAAAAAUCUCAUUGCUAAUUAAUUGUGCUAAUUUAUGCAUAAAAUCAAAAGUUUGCUCUAAUUAACUAAAUAUUGCCCCUAACAUGCUAAUUUUGGUACACAGACUCUUAAUAGGGAUCUGAUCAAAUGUAUUUUUUUUUUUUAAUUCAGCAUUACAUUUAUUUUCUUGUUUUCUAAAUUAUGUAUUUCUUUGUUUUUCGACUUUUUGUUUUUUAUUGUUUUUUCAAUGGAAAUUGUCGGGGACUUUAUUUUUACCAUAAAUAAGAUGGAAUUAAUUAUCAGAAAGAGGAAAAAUAAUGAUACAUUUAUGAAUUUUGGCUAAAAAACUAUUUGCAUUAAAUUUAUACAUGAAUUCAUGUUUUUGAGCAAUUGUAGGUCUGCAUGCACUUUGCGUAAUUUCGGAACUGCAUACCUGGUGGACGCAAUUUUGGUCUCAAAAGUUGCAUGAGACUUGAAAGUAAAAAGUCUGCAAGCGACGCAGUCAAAAAAAUGUUGCGUGGCGGAUUUAUUGUGACAAAUGUCGAGGGGGCUGAAUCAGCCCCCCCCCCCACAGUCUUCUUAGGGUUAAACAAUUGUAUCUGAUUGAUAGGAAUUGUAAAAACCCAGACAUACACAUGUGGAUAAGAUGCUUUUGAAAAACUGAAAUACAUAAGCUAUUUUAUUUUGCCUCCCCCCCCCAAAAAAAAAAGGUGAUAUUUGGAGGCAUUAUGUUCCUGGGUUGUCCAUUUAUCCAUCCUGCUAAAGGUGCCAGGUUCCCUAUGACCAUGCAGAAAAGACUACAGGUGUAUAAUGUAGCACAGGAUUCUUACUAAGUACCUUUACCCACAACAAACUAUAUAUUUUUAGAAACAUAUGGUAAUUCAAAGUCAUGAAUUUAAAACUCAUGAUUUUUCAAUAAAUGAAGUUGAUAUGGUUAUAAGUCCACAACACAGGGAGUGAUUUAAGUCCUGAUGGAUUAUUUUAAUUUUCUGACUUCUUUGUAAUGAAUUAAUGAUAGCUUUAAGAAUUAAUCACAGUAGAAUUGUAGGAAUCAUGUAUUCAACAAGAGAUUAGAGAGUGGGAAAUGCAGGAAAGAAUUUUAUACACUACUCCACCUGUGGGAUACCCAUGUACAGAAGGUAUCAUUAUUUUGUUGUACUCUUCAAGAUACACAUUUCCUCAAAACUUUUAAUGGGGAAAAAAUCAUUUUGUGCAAUUUAAUGGUCAAGAAAUAGCUAUACUGCUCAUUAUAUCACACAUUUGUAAAGUCCGAUGUGUUAUACAUAGUAAAACUCCUUUGGGCCGAAUUUGUUGAUACGUUUUGACCCCCCCCCCCCCCCCUCUUAUUAAAAAAAGAGGUAGAAGUACACAUGAAACCAGCUAAGGGGACAACAAGUAAAAUUCAUUUUUUUUAUGUUUAGGGCACCUGGUUCUCAUAAGGGAAGAAACAUUUGACAAAUCAAUUUUCAUUCUUGUGACAACCAAAGAAAUGUUUCAGGGAUCAAUAUCACUCUUGUCUCUUGUAUUGAAAUUUGACCAAGAGCUAAAGGUCACAGAAGUCAUUAUUUCAACAUAUUGCAUAUGUUCUUGAUCUUGUAAUGGCAAAGCCAUACAAAUUUUGAAUGUGUGCAUUAGAGAAUCCAUUUUUUUUUUUUUUUUUUUUAAUAAGGUUAAUAAUAAUAAAAAUAAUGAAUUGCUCUAUAGUGGCUGCAUCCACUCACUACCAUUGCCAUAAUUGUGAACAUGAAAGCUAAUAUUAAUAGCAUUUUAUGUUGUAUUGUUAUACUAUGAACACUAUGGGGACAUAAUUGUGUUCAGGAGUUGUUUAUUUUGCAAGAAUGAGGUCACCCUAAUUAGUAAUUUUGUUGACAUAAAGGUAAUCUUUAAUGUCUGCAAAAAUUGAAGAAAUCAUGAAUAUUUUUCUUUAAUUUGGCUGGAUUUGUUGGGAUUCUUAUUUGCCCUGAGAAUAUUUAUAUUUGACAGUGAUUUUACCUGAUUGCUGUUUCACAAAACUUUCCAUUUGUAGAAUAAAAAAAAGAAACAACUAGUGGAUAAUCUCCAGAACAACUCUGUAUUUGAAUUGAUGUUGUGCAAUAUAACAUGUGCAUGUACCCUGUAACUUGGUUAUGAACCCAAUGAAAUACAACAAUACAUACAUUUGAAAUGUAUAUUCAAUCUCAUUCAUCACGUAAUACUUCCUAAUUAUCAUGAAAUGGAAUAUAAAAGUGUCAAAUGAUAGGAUGAAGUUAUUCUUGUUGAAUAUUUUUUUUGCUCAUAUAUUUUCUAUUAAAAUUUGCCAUUGAUAAUGGCAAAAUGUUGUUGCCCUAAUAAUGUGUUGAAGUUGAUGUGCAUAAAAGAAAACUUUUGUAUACAUACUUUGCAGAAAUCAGAAUUUGUGCACAAAGGCACACAUGAUGUUGUGGGUUACUCUUCCUUAGUAUCAAUGGAAUAAUAUUUGGAGGUUUAUUGCUUGGUAAUGUGACUACCUCUUGCUUUGGGUCUUACAAACUUUUUUUUUUGCUUUUAGAGAUAUGCUCUUUUAAAUGAAAGAAUGUGGAUCUAGCACUUGAAUAUCCUCUAUUGGCAAACCAUUGUUUAGUAAUACCUAAAAAACCCAUAUAACAUGUAAUGUCCCUUUAUUUGGCAGUGGGGGAAUGAUAUGAAAAAAUAGGCAAAAUACAUGUAAAGAUAUCGUGAACUUUAUAUGAAUGUGGCACCAUGUCUGCGCACCUAACGAUUUAAGUUCAUAUUGAACAUGAAUUCCUUUUUAUUUCACAAAAUCUUUCAGUUGAUAAUGUUUCUUAUAUUUUUAUGAGUAAGUGUACCAAAAAUCUCUCAAAAAUUUGAAAUAAAUAUAUGAUUUUCUUAGAAAAAAGAUUGGCCAGUCAUUUUCAGAUUGAACAAAAAAAUGGUGCCCCGUGUCUGGGCACCCAUUCACUUUACACGUGAUUCAGGGAUUUUGAUGAGAAAGGCUGCAUUUGAGGCCGUCACAUGAAAUGUCUGAAAUUAUUUUUCCUCCAUUUUGAGUCGGAUUUGUUAAUGAAUAUCUGUCUAUGUAUUGCAUGUGUAAAGUUUGUGUUCGUUGUGUAUUUUCUUUUACUAUAAUCUCGCAGAUACGCGUAUGCGCAGACAAUGGGGACUGCGCAAACUUGGGGGACCUUACCAUACCUGUUGAUGGACCACAUCAAAUAUCAAAGCAAUAUUGCAAGUCAGUUUCAUGAUCAAUAUUCGUUUGCUGCCAGUGAUGAUCUGUAGAUCAAAGAUGGUCCGUAGAGACUCUUGGGCCGGUUGCACGAAAGGGUCUUUCGUGUCACCCAUUUAUUAUGAUGCGCCAUGUGAAACGCAUUUUAAAUAAAUUACCUGCAAACAUAUUUUAUUCGUCCAUUAAUGUAAACAAAAUCUUUGUUUAAUAAAUGAUGUGAUAUAUCAUGAAAUUGUAUACAAAUUGAUUUAAAUGCUAGCUAACAAAUUUUAUUUGUUUAUCGUACAUUUCAGAAAUAUCCCGCAUACAGCACAUCAUAAAAGAUGGGCGACACGAAAGACGGUCCUUGGAAAGACCCUUUCGUGCAAUCGGCCCCUGGGUUCUUGAAGUAAUAUUCCAAUAUAUAUUGGUAUAUUGAAAGUUGGCAAGGCAUAUUAAAGGUGCUGUAAAACU
Messenger RNA from Lytechinus pictus (painted urchin), 4993 nucleotides. Its product is annotated as actin-related protein 8-like. NCBI's taxonomy places the organism in Eukaryota, Metazoa, Echinodermata, Echinoidea, Temnopleuroida, Toxopneustidae. Bases 34 to 570 code for a protein of 178 amino acids. The transcript has 3 exons. The record is from RefSeq and is a predicted model, not a curated record.